Molecule: messenger RNA, 656 nt
Organism: Lineus longissimus
Lineage: Eukaryota; Metazoa; Nemertea; Pilidiophora; Heteronemertea; Lineidae
Exons: 3
Coding region: 148-501 (117 amino acids)
Source: RefSeq, a predicted model, not a curated record
UUUUGACGUGUCGUGAAGUAGACUACAGAACAUGCGAAUGCAUGGAUAGAUUGUUUGGAAAGUGAUAUAUCAAGUUAAGCAUAGGCCUAUUUGGGAUAUUGAAUCGAUCGUUACGUAUUCAGCAAGGAGAAGUGACAUUACACAACAAUGUCUAAAGCAUGGCAGGAACGCUAUGACGUUGAGUACGACACCUUGAUGAAUGAGACGCUGGUGACGGCAGACGACAUGGCCGAGGAGGAGAAGAGGAGGAAGCAGACGACACGAGUUGUGGAGAAGAUGAAGAAAAGGAAGGAUAGAUUCGAACUUUGGCAGCAAACUAUACAAUCUCGACGCGAGGAACUGACAAAGCGAUGGAGUGACUUGGAAGCACGGCGAAAGGCGGCGCUGCUAGGUGGCGUCACCCAAGAAGUUGCAGGUGUUACGCCUCGACCAACAGAGGACAUGACAGCACCUCUUGAAUCAUAUGAGGCGGCCUCUGCUGAAACUGUUGAGGUUUCUUGAGAAUUUAUCGUUUAUUGCGAGACAAAACACUGUAAUGGGUUGUAUCAAACAGAGUUGACUUGGUGGCUGGAUAGCAUUGAAGUUUUACUGAACCUCGCCCAGAGGCUGAGCAGACAGUAUUCACGCGGUGUGUUGACAAUCCCUUGGCACAGCAG